UGCGAAUUCGCAAUCAGUUCGCAAGUGGGAACCGAUCCAGUCAGAUGGCAGCCGCAGUAGUCCAAAGUCUCGCAGGCCAGGAGAAUCUCUUCGUGAGCCGGGCCACAAUCCAGUUGCAGCUGCCACAGGGUUCGCCACCCAGUUCGCCCAUCUUUGAGUGGCGCACAGAGGUGGCCACGCCUACGCCGGCGCCCGUUCCCGCCCACGAGGAGAAGUGCAUUAGUGGGAAGCAGAGCACGGAAGCUGCCACGCCCAAGAACAAUUACUACACGCCCCCGCGAAUCCUGGGCACGGAGGCGAAGCGCAAGAACCUGCCCCAAACGUUGAGCAACUUCUUCGAGGCGGAGCGCUACUCCAGCGCCUGGAAUCGCGUGACCAAGUAGACUACUCUUCCAGUCCCCAAAUCGAGUUCCAAUCCGAGAAAGCCAAGCGAAGGGAGGCCUAAUCGAUUAACCCAUUAAGUGGCAAGAGCUGCAGGAUAGUGAAAUUCCAUUCCGUUGCCAAAAAUUCCAAUUCAUGCCCCAAAAUUGCUUGCCUGCCCAGGGAUUGGAGUGGGUGGAUAGAAAUGGCCGCCCAGGGCUGAAGGAACUAUGUAUAUAAGCAUCCCAUGAAUAUUUAUGUGCCACCCUCUUGUACCCUGAUAAUGCAAUAAAAGUAUUAUUUGAUAGAUAAAGCGGAA
Drosophila teissieri is the source of this 679-nucleotide messenger RNA. RefSeq lists its product as uncharacterized. Bases 45 to 383 code for a protein of 112 amino acids. NCBI's taxonomy places the organism in Eukaryota, Metazoa, Arthropoda, Insecta, Diptera, Drosophilidae. The record is from RefSeq and is a predicted model, not a curated record. The transcript has a single exon.